AGAUAAACUGCUUCCGAUAAAGGAAAAAAUUAUAUUAUCUUUGGUUUAGAGUUUCCAGUGCAAAUCUUUCUUUGAUUAAAGUUAUACAGACAUAACUCACUCCUAUUGAAAAGCUAUUUGGUAUGUCAGAACGAAAGAAAAUAGCUGUGAUUGGGGCAGGACCCAGUGGGUUAACUGCUAUGAAAUGCUGUAAAGAAAAAGGCUUUAUACCUGUUUGUUACGAGAGGAAUAACGACCCAGGAGGCCUCUGGAGGUAUCAUGAAGAGGAUAUCGAAGGAGUUGCAUCUGUAAUGCGUACAACCAUCAUCAACACUAGUAAAGAAGUUGGUGCAUUUAGCGAUUUUCCUCCACCAAAAUCCUUUCCAAAUUACAUGCACAAUAGCAAGAUGUUCAAUUACUUUAUGCGUUAUGCGGAAAAUUUUGACCUUUUAAGACAUAUCAAGUUUAAUUUAGAGGUAGUUAAAGUGGAACCUACACCAGACUUUGAGAGGACAGGUCGGUGGAUAGUAUCAGUAAAGAGUACUCAAACAGAAGCAGUUACUAAAGAAACGUUUGAUGGAAUUAUGGUAUGCAUUGGCCAUCAUGUAUUUCCAAAUAUCCCCACUUUUCCAAAUCAAGCCAAGUUUAAAGGAUCGAUUACACACACACAUAGCCUCAAGUCUUGUGAUCAUUAUAAGGGAAAAACCGUCGUUGUUGUUGGAAUAGGAAAUUCUGGAGUUGAUGCUGCAGUUGAUUCAACGUUUGUUGCAAAGCAGGUUUAUCUAAGCACUCGGAGGGGUUCUUGGAUAUUAUCCAGGGUCGGAACUAAAGGCUCACCGUUUGAUAUGGAUUUCAACACUCGAGUAAAGAACUUAUUCUUUUCCUAUUUACCAUAUGACUUCGUCUGUGACAAGUUAGAACAGGAUUUGAAUGCGAAAUUUGAUCAUGAAACUUAUAAUUUGAAACCCAAGCACAGAGUCCUAAGUGCACAUCCUACGAUGAAUGAUGGGAUACCAAAUGCUAUUCUCAGUGGAAAAGUUAUAAUUAAAGGUGAUAUUGUAAGAUUUGAAGAAAAUGGUAUUGUAUUUUCUGGAGAAAAUGAGGUAACUGAAUGUGAUGCAGUUGUUCUGGCAACCGGAUAUCAUAUUAAAUUCCCUUUUCUUGAUAGUAAAAUACUUUCAACAGAUGGGAAUAGAGUUCAUUUAUAUAAAUAUUCUAUCCCACCUCACUUAAAACAUCCUACAUUGGGCAUUAUUGGUUUAUGUCAACCUUUAGGACCAAUUUUUCCACUCUCAGAGAUGCAAAGUCGUUGGUUUAUGGAAAUUCAAGGAGGAAAACUUAAAUUACCAUCACUAAAAGAAAUGGAAGAGGAUAUUGCUCGUAAAAACGAAGCAAAUGCAAAGCGUUAUGUUGGCUCAGCAAGGCACACUAUUCAAGUAGACUUCAUACCAUUUAUGGAUGAACUGGCCGAAAUAAUCGGUGCAAAACCAAAUUUUGUGAAGAUGGCAAUCACAGAUCCCAAAUUAUUCUGGUAUUGCAUGAAUGGUCCUUGUUUGCCAUAUCAAUUUCGAUUAGUUGGGCCGCAUGCUUGGCCAGGGGCAAGAGAUGCAAUUUUAAGUCUGGAUGAAAGAGUAUACGCUCCUUUAAAUAAGGAUGCAAAAAAGCCAUCUGAUAACAUAUUCUGGAAAAAACCAGCUCUAUAUUUUGGAGCAGUAGCUGCAAUAGGUGCUGCAAUUUGCAGUAACUAUGAAGUUAUCGCUCAAAGUUUAGUAACUCCUCAGUGCCCCCUCUCCCUCCCAAAAAAGAGACAAAAGGGAUAUGAUCAUUUACGUUUGCAUACGCUUUAUGUUACCCUUGAAGUUACAAAUCCUUCAAGAACGGAAAAAUUAUAUUAUCUUUGGUUUAGAGUUUCCAGUGCAAAUCUUUCUUUGAUUAAAGUUACCCAGACAUCACUCUCUCCUAUUGAAAAGCUGUUUGGUAUGUCAGAACGAAAGAAAAUAGCUGUGAUUGGGGCAGGACCCAGUGGGUUAACUGCUAUGAAAUGCUGUAAAGAAAAAGGCUUUAUACCUGUUUGUUACGAGAGGAAUAACGACGCAGGAGGCCUCUGGAGGUACCAUGAAGAGGAUAUCGAAGGAGUUGCAUCUGUAAUGCGUACAACCAUCAUCAACACUAGUAAAGAAGCUGGUGCAUUUAGCGAUUUUCCUCCACCAAAAUCCUUUCCAAAUUACAUGCACAAUAGCAAGAUGUUCAAUUACUUUAUGCGUUAUGCGGAAAAUUUUGACCUUUUAAGACAUAUCAAGUUUAAUUUAGAGGUAGUUAAAGUGGAACCUACACCAGACUUUGAGAGGACAGGUCGGUGGAUAGUAUCAGUAAAGAGUACUCAAACAGAAGCAGUUACUAAAGAAACGUUUGAUGGAAUUAUGGUAUGCAUUGGCCAUCAUGUAUUUCCAAAUAUCCCCACUUUUCCAAAUCAAGCCAAGUUUAAAGGAUCGAUUACACACACACAUAGCCUCAAGUCUUGUGAUCAUUAUAAGGGAAAAACCGUCGUUGUUGUUGGAAUAGGAAAUUCUGGAGUUGAUGCUGCAGUUGAUUCAACGUUUGUUGCAAAGCAGGUUUAUCUAAGCACUCGAAGAGGUUCUUGGAUAUUAUCCAGGGUCGGAACUAAAGGCUCACCAUUUGAUAUGGAAUUCAACACUCGAGUAAAAAACUUACUCUUUAGCUAUUUGCCAUAUGAUUUAGUCUGUGACAAGGUAGAACAGGAUCUUAAUUCGAAAUUUGAUCAUGAAACUUAUAAUUUGAAACCCAAGCACAGAGUCUUUAGUGCACAUCCUACGAUGAAUGAUGGCAUACCAAAUGCUAUUCUCAGUGGAAAAGUCAUAGUUAAAGGUGAUAUUGAAAGAUUUGAAGAAAAUGGUAUUGUAUUUUCUGGAGAAAAUGAGGUAACUGAAUGUGAUGCAGUUGUUCUGGCAACCGGAUAUCAUAUUAAAUUCCCUUUUCUUGAUAGUAAAAUACUUUCAACAGAUGGGAAUAGAGUUCAUUUAUAUAAAUAUUCUAUCCCACCUCACUUAAAACAUCCUACAUUGGGCAUUAUUGGUUUAUGUCAACCUUUAGGACCAAUUUUUCCACUCUCAGAGAUGCAAAGUCGUUGGUUUAUGGAAAUUCAAGGAGGAAAACUUAAAUUACCAUCACUAAAAGAAAUGGAAGAGGAUAUUGCUCGUAAAAACGAAGCAAAUGCAAAGCGUUAUGUUGGCUCAGCAAGGCACACUAUUCAAGUAGACUUCAUACCAUUUAUGGAUGAACUGGCCGAAAUAAUCGGUGCAAAACCAAAUUUUGUGAAGAUGGCAAUCACAGAUCCCAAAUUAUUCUGGUAUUGCAUGAAUGGUCCUUGUUUGCCAUAUCAAUUUCGAUUAGUUGGGCCGCAUGCUUGGCCAGGGGCAAGAGAUGCAAUUUUAAGUCUGGAUGAAAGAGUAUACGCUCCUUUAAAUAAGGAUGCAAAAAAGCCAUCUGAUAACAUAUUCUGGAAAAAACCAGCUCUAUAUUUUGGAGCAGUAGCUGCAAUAGGUGCUGCAAUUUGCAGUAACUAUGAAGUUAUCACUCAAAGUUUAUACUAAUAAAAACCAAUUAUCUAUUAUUUUGCGAAUAAUUAUAUAGUGCAAAAUCAGAACAUUUCUAUGACAUUAUGUAACAAAAAAAUUUAUAUUAAAUGUAUUAUGCUUGCUUACACAACAAGAUUCAAAUAUUUGAGAAGUUCAUGAUAUUUUUCUUUCAUUCAUAUAGUUAUCUAUAAAUUAGGGAGUUCUUAUCUGCAAAACUGAUUUAUGUAUCUGAGAACUUGAUUUUAUGUGUCAAGAGAAUUUUUUUUUGUCGAAAAAAAAACUUCUUAUAGCAGGGAAAAUACCACUACAUAAUCUCCAUUUUAUUUAAUUAACAUCAUUUAGUUAGUUUGUAUUGCACAAAAUGAACUAUUUUCCCUUUAGUCCUGCUAUAACUCGUUCACCAGGAGUUGGCACCUGUAUCAUGUGGUAUGAGACGAUACUAUUUCGCUAUUUUUGGAAGACGGUUGUAAGCAAUCCUGAACAAGGUUGCUUUUUGGCGAUCGUAUGGCAAAAAUAUUUCUUUCGCGAACUUUAUCUGUAUUUGUUUAACAUUAAAUAUUUCAUAAAUUUGAUGAUAUUUCACACCAUUUUUAUGAUAUUUCUCUCUUUUGAGUGAAUAAUUUAUCCUUUUGGAGGAAUUUUGCUGGGAAAACAGCAGUUUUUAAAUUUAAAAUAUAUUUAAUUAGCUAGAUAAACGAAAGGUAUAAUAGCAGAUGAUAAACGAAGUAAGCGAAUGAAAAAAAGUCACUGUUUGUGCUUGGCGAGCAUUAAGGGUUGUCUCAAUUUCAAGCGCGGAGAUGCUUCUCUUCUUACUCCCGAGCUGAAAUGAACUCUGCGUCCGAGGAGGUGGAACCAAGUGCCAGCUCUUGGUGAAUGAACUAUAGUUGCACAAGCUACUUACACAUUGUUGAUGUUGAUAUAAUUGAUUAAAUUAUAUGAAUAAUGGAAAAUAAUACUAAUAAAUACAAUUUUGCAAAAUGA
Parasteatoda tepidariorum (common house spider) is the source of this 4556-nucleotide messenger RNA. RefSeq names its product flavin-containing monooxygenase 5. Gene Ontology annotation, molecular function: flavin adenine dinucleotide binding; NADP binding; N,N-dimethylaniline monooxygenase activity. Lineage: Eukaryota; Metazoa; Arthropoda; Arachnida; Araneae; Theridiidae. The record is from RefSeq and is a predicted model, not a curated record.